UAUCAACUUUGCAAUUGCAUAUGGUAUAUUUUUUCAUUUCAAUCAUAUCUUCAUUCUUAAGCCUCAACUAUAGUAUAGUCAAAUCCCUAACAGAAUGAUAGCCAUGUAUGCAACCCAGGAUAUCGUAACAAGACCUAUUCGGUUGUUCUUAUUUCCGAAUACCCUUGCUGGAGAUGCGGCAGUCACCAUCAUUAUUCAGUGUCUCAUUACGUGGCACAUAGAACUCUUCCUCGUAAACCGGGACCUAAGAAAAGGUGGUGUGCAUCCGAUCGGAUUUAUCCCUGAACCCAAGAACCGGUUCAUGCGGUGGUUCAUGUUCUUAGACCGUCCCAAAGAGACGCACGAAGUUAGAAGUGUCGUGCAUUGGUUGAGCUUCUUUCGUUCUCAGAUCCUGCGGGCUCUGCUGAUUGCUGUGGCCUUCUUCCCUGUAAUAUGGGGGCCUAGCAUUGGCUUCCUCGUUCUGGCGGGUAAAUGGGAGGGCGAUGACUGGUACUACGACAAAGUGUGGGCACCGCAGGUCUUUAAGCUCAUUCAGGGAGGCGUGCUGGGACUGCUAACCACGCCGCCCAUGGUGAUGUUCUGGCUUACCAGGUGCGGAUGGGCGUUGAAGAAUAAUGAAGAGCGUUAUGGUGAACGAUGAGCUUGACAGGCGGUGCUUAUAUCGCUUCAGGGGUAGGCAUAUACUAAUAAUGAAUUACGGGGAUCCUGAUAGGAUAUCAUAUUCAAGUAUAGUCUCGCAUGAGAAUUCAAGCCUGACUUUUAAUAAGGGCUAAACGGGUAGGGCAACAGACGAUGAUUCUAAUUUUCGGUCAUGUACGGACUUAGUCACACGUUGGUUUCCCGCAGCCGUCUCAGCGACGGCCCCACCAAAUAGUGAUCGAUCUUGAGUGUGUUCUUCCAUGACUAAUCCUCACUUGACCAUCCGGUUACAGGGUUAUAGAUGUCAUAUUUAUGAAAAGCUAUUCCUAUCAAGACCAUGUAGAUCCAUUAGUACAACAUAGCUCUAGCUAUGAAUUUUAUCACACGUAAUAAUAUAAAAGAUAAAAGUAGGAUUGGCAAGCGAGCAUGUGAAUUAUGUGACAGGAUGUGCACUUCAUAGACAGCCAGCUCCCAUACCCUAAUUAUUCAAG
Messenger RNA from Daldinia decipiens, 1130 nucleotides. RefSeq lists its product as uncharacterized. Bases 95 to 640 code for a protein of 181 amino acids. The record is from RefSeq and is a predicted model, not a curated record. The transcript has a single exon. Lineage: Eukaryota; Fungi; Ascomycota; Sordariomycetes; Xylariales; Hypoxylaceae.